Molecule: messenger RNA, 612 nt
Organism: Ceratina calcarata
Lineage: Eukaryota; Metazoa; Arthropoda; Insecta; Hymenoptera; Apidae
Product: calmodulin-like protein 4
Exons: 5
Coding region: 99-548 (149 amino acids)
Cellular component (GO): myosin II complex
Molecular function (GO): calcium ion binding
Source: RefSeq, a predicted model, not a curated record
GAGAGAUUCGUGUCAGCUGGAUCUAGCUUCACCUUAGGUAACGUUAUCUGACACGUAAACGAAAGCAACAUUGACAAGUGUCUACAGUGUUUUGAAUCAUGGCUCGUUACUUUCGAGAGGAAGACAUCGACGAAUUCAGAGAAUGUUUCUAUCUGUUCGCAAGAAAUGGCCAGAUACGUACUCUGGAUGAGCUGACGAUCAUCAUGAGAUCAUUGGGAUUGAGCCCUACAAUUGCAGAAUUAAACAAAUAUUUAAAGGACAAAGGAGGGAGAAUGUCUUUUGCUGACUUUUUGGAAGUGAUGCAUUUACAAACUAGAGCAGAAGAUCUUCCAAAAGAAGUGAUAGAUGCUUUCCAAGCUGCUGAUACAUUCAGAACUGGCACGAUUCCUGCCAGGCAGUUAGCUCACAUGUUACUCCGUUGGGGUGAACAACUGAGUAACAAAGAAGUGGAGCAAAUCUUUAGGGAGGCAAACGUAUCUCCAAACGGGCUCGUCAAAUACGAAGACUUUGUAAAAAUAGCUUGUGCACCUGUACCUGAUUAUUAUUAAGACAUUUUUAUACCUUUUGUAAUCUCUGAGUCGAAUAAAAAAACAUAGUGAUAAAACAGGAGAA